Rubroshorea leprosula is the source of this 1526-nucleotide messenger RNA. Lineage: Eukaryota; Viridiplantae; Streptophyta; Magnoliopsida; Malvales; Dipterocarpaceae. The record is from the annotation of a GenBank genome assembly.
GGUGGAUGCCACUUCCGGUGAAGGCAUUAUUUUCGGCUGUCCUUUUCCUUCUUAACCACUCUUUGCUGCCUCAUUUUACAAACCCAUCAAUCUUGCUUUUCUUUCAUUGUCAUUCAGUCAUAAAGUUUGCGCCUUUUUUAUUCCCUCCGCACCCCAACCCCCCCAAUUGCUGCUGUUGCUGCGACUGCUCCUCUGUCAUCCACAGCUCCUUGUGAUGGCAGAUCCCAAGAUUUCAUUCGCUGAAACCUUUCUCUGCAGCGCUUUUGCCGCUUGUUUUGCCGAGUUUUGUACCAUACCUUUGGACACUGCUAAAGUCAGGCUCCAGCUCCAAAGGAAAGCAGCUGGAGAUGCAGUUAGCUUGCCUAAGUAUAGGGGCUUGUUGGGUACUAUGGCUACUAUUGCAAAGGAAGAAGGUUUAUCAGCACUUUGGAAAGGCAUAAUUGCUGGCUUACACCGCCAGUUUAUUUAUGGAGGUUUAAGGAUUGGCUUAUAUGAACCUGUCAAAACAUUUUUAGUUGGCAGUGAUUUUGUUGGAGACAUUCCUCUGUACCAAAAAAUCUUUGCAGCUUUGCUGACUGGUGCUCUAGCAAUUGCAGUUGCUAAUCCAACUGAUCUUGUCAAAGUUCGACUUCAAGCUGAAGGCAAAUUGGCAGCUGGGAUCCCUAGACGGUAUUAUGGGACUUUGGACGCUUACUACUCAAUAGUUAGACAAGAAGGUCUGGGGGCCCUGUGGACAGGGCUUGGGCCUAAUAUAGCACGGAAUGCUAUUGUCAAUGCUGCUGAGCUAGCAAGCUAUGAUCAAGUAAAGCAGACGAUUUUGCAAAUUCCAGGAUUCACAGACAAUAUUCUAACUCAUCUACUAGCUGGUCUAGGUGCAGGGUUUUUUGCAGUUUGCAUUGGUUCUCCCAUUGAUGUGGUGAAAUCUAGAAUGAUGGGUGAUUCAACCUACAAAAACACUAUUGAUUGUUUUGCCAAGACCUUGAAGAAUGAGGGGUUUCUGGCCUUCUAUAAGGGGUUCCUCCCAAAUUUCAGUCGGCUUGGAACUUGGAACGUGAUUAUGUUUUUGACUCUUGAGCAAGCAAAGAAAUUUUUCCUGAGAGAAGUAAUUUACGACUAAUUUUCAUACGCAACCACGAGUAAGCAUGGCCUCUGUGGGCUAUGAUUGUCACGUUGGCUCUCCACAAUCAUUUUUUAGAUCACCGAAGGGUGAGGUAGCUGCCAUUCAUUCUUUUCAUUUAUGAUGUGCACAAUAGAAAUGAUAGUUGUUAAAACCAUUACAGUGGUCGUAGAAGCUAUAGAUCUGUUAGUAAUUACACUGUGAGAUGACAUGCAUGCUUGAUGCUGCCCUCCUCCCUCCCAAACCAAAGUUGAGAAACAUAUGCUGCAUUGGAUGUGGAUUUGAGCUGUAUGUAAUACCAAAAGACUACAUACUUUCUUGUAAUAUUAUAAUUUGCAUUUAAAUUGCUGUUCCUAUCCUGAUGUUGCUAUCAACUUUGGUGUCUACAUUAUGAAUCUGCAUUUUGAUC